This is a messenger RNA of Myxozyma melibiosi, 2676 nucleotides long. RefSeq names its product mitochondrion biogenesis protein. Gene Ontology annotation, biological process: mitochondrion inheritance. The record is from RefSeq and is a predicted model, not a curated record. The transcript is spliced from 2 exons. Gene Ontology annotation, cellular component: mitochondrial inner membrane. Lineage: Eukaryota; Fungi; Ascomycota; Lipomycetes; Lipomycetales; Lipomycetaceae. Bases 210 to 2507 code for a protein of 765 amino acids.
AGUUCUAGACAUUCAACUGCUCUAGUACUUGGAGUGCAAAUUAGUACUCCACUCAAUCCGGGGUCUUAUCGUCAGCAUCAAUCUCUACAAGUCUCAACACGCUCCGUCGGUUCUUUGACUAGUGCUAGUAUCCGCCGUAUUCCUGUACAUCUAUUUACUCUGCAUCUCAUCUUUAUUUCUUUUUCUCUUUUUCGUCUUCGUCGUUCAACAUGGCUGCCCGACAGCCUCAGCACAUCAUCCGCUCGCUAUGUGGGCUCACCACAAUGCGCUCAACCGCAACUUCAAGGCCGGAUCUUCUGGCUUCCCAACCCACAAACCUCUUAUACUUAAUACGGCACUAUUCCCGUGCCUCUGGAACUGCAUCAGCGCAUCCGCAGCUGUCGUCUAGCACUGCCUGCUGCCAGCGUCUGCAUGAGCGAAAUAGGCACGUGCGAAUAUCGCAGCUGGCGUUCAGCCGUACCCGGGGCUCUUAUCCUCUAUAUCCCAGUCGGAAAGGCCUAGGACCGCACGCAUUUUCAUUCUCGCGGACGUUUACGAGCUACUGUUCUCGAUACGCCGAGGAAGGCGGUAAGCAGAUGAGGCAGCAAAUUUCAUUAGCCAACGAGGCCAAGGUCGGGAAGUCGUCAGAGUCCAAUCCGAUGGCGAGACAGGGAGAGGAUGUGUCUGGCUCAGGCCACAGCAGUAGUAGCGGCACAGAUCAACACGACCACGCAGACAGUACAUUCAAGCAACAGACCUCAGAUCACUCCCACGAGACAUGGAGCAGCGCCGUCUCCCGAAGACUGCCUCACCGGCCGACUAAAGAAGAGCUUUUGAAAGCCGCUUCGGGCGCGUUUGAGAGAUUCAAGAUUAGAUUCAAAUGGGUUUUGCUUCGGCAGGUUCGACCGUUUAAUAUGGACGACAUGUCUGCCUUCUUUUCAUGGCUUAUUUUGGGGAACGUGAUAUGGGUCUUGCUCGGGACAACGACUUUCUUUUCGCUGUUUAUUUUAACGGGUAACACCGUUUUCGCACAAGAAACCUUUGGACGAAUAAUCGGCAACUACCUCACCAAAGAGACAGGUGUAACUGUAGUAUUCGAGAACGCGAUCGUCCCACGCUGGAGCGACGGCGUGAUUUCGUUCCGUAACGUGUUUAUCUCCCGCCGGCCCGGAAAGAACGAUAAUCGGGUAGUCAAAGGAUCACGAGCUACGGCGGCCGCUGCUGCGGCUGCGGCUGCUGCUGCUCACAAUGGCGAGCCUGCGCCGGAGUUGGAGGAGGAAGUUGUGGAUGAUGGGAAUUACACACAGUUUGAUUUAACAGUCGAUUCGAUCAACGUGACGCUCUCGUUCCGCAAGUGGAUGAACGGCAAGGGCAUCCUGGCGGAUGUGGAAGUCAAGGGUAUCCGAGGCCUGAUCGACCGGACCCAUGUGCAUUGGUUACCGGGGGUUGAUCCGAGGUCAUACAAAAAAGUGCAUCGGCCAGGUGAUUUCGAGAUUGAGCAUUUCGUGCUUGAGGACGCGCUCGUGACGAUUCUGCAGCCGGACAACUUCCGGCCGUUUGAGAUUAGUAUCUUUUCGUGCGAUCUGCCGCAGCUGCGGCGGCAGUGGCUGUUUUAUGAUAUCCUGGGCGCAAACCACAUGUCUGGAUCGUAUGACGACUCGCUGUUUACUAUCCACCCCCGUCAGACGCUGACGAGUACCGGCGGCGGUCUGCAACCUGACGACGACCGCUACACGUGGAAGAAGACCUCGCGGCUGCGGGUCGACGGCGUGAGCAUGGACCACUUGAACCGCGGGGUGACAGAGGGCGCGUUCAGCUGGAUCUCUGACGGCGAGGUCGAUCUGAUUGCGGACGUGAUGAUUCCGUCCGAAGACCAAGACAAGAACUUCUCGCGGGUGAUGCAGGAUAUCCUGGAGCGGUGGGAGGAGACGCUGCUGAACCGUGAGCAGAAGCGGCGGCAAGACGUCACCCGGCACGAGCGCGACUACGACAUCGACGACGACGAACACGAGUUCCAGAACCGGAACUGGACGCUGCGGAAUAUGAUUGAGUACGCCAAGCAGCAGUACCAGAUCAACCGCGGCCAGAUCGAGCUCGAGGACGUGAUUUCGCUGCCGGUCAGUUCGUCGUCGGGGUCGACUAUCGGUCCCAAGCAGCCGGAGAAGUAUAUCGUCUUUGACCUGCGGAUCCAGCUUCACAACGUGCGCGCGGCCUUACCGCUCAUGCCGCCGGAGCUGUCGUACAUCAACAACGCGCUGAUCCGGCCGAUGAUUGCCUACAUCAACAACCGCAACACGUACAUCCCCAUCAACUGCCGCGUGGUCAAGAAGCUGUCCGAGUUCGACGGCAGCUGGACGAUCUUCGACAGCGGGCUCAUGGACGAUCUCUCGGCCGAGGUGUACGAAGCAAUCGCGACCAACGUGCGCGACGACGAGGAACGCGCGCGGAGGAUGAAGAAAGUGGGCAUGUGGUCGCUGCAUUUGGCAUUGCAGGUGUUUUUGAUGAGUAUCGGCACAAUCGCAAUCUAGGUCUUUUUAUCUCAAAAGUUUCUUCUUUUCCUUCUCUUUGUAUUAUAUUGUGCCUACAUUUUUUCUUUCACUUUGACGACUUUUUCUGUAUAUAUUUUCUUCCCCUCGCUUUUACUUCCAUCUUUUGAUCAAAGAUGUACGGCUUUGAUGCAACCAUGCAACCUACUCG